Messenger RNA from Fonsecaea multimorphosa CBS 102226, 393 nucleotides. RefSeq lists its product as uncharacterized. The record is from RefSeq and is a predicted model, not a curated record. Lineage: Eukaryota; Fungi; Ascomycota; Eurotiomycetes; Chaetothyriales; Herpotrichiellaceae. Bases 1 to 393 code for a protein of 130 amino acids. The transcript has a single exon.
AUGACCGACCAGAAGAUGGAUCCCAGUCAGCUCCUGGCAUUCGUGCACCGAUUCUGCGACGCUUACAACGCCAAAGAUCUCGACGCGCUUGGUUCAAUGAUGGCGGACGACCUCAGAUGGGAACACCACCGCCAAUUCAAAGGGGAAGGGAAAGCACAACUACUCGAGUUGAGUCGAAAAAUCAUCGAGAUAGCUCCGAAACGAUUUGUGAAGCCGCCGAUUCGAUGGGCCGUCACCGGCAACGCCAUCUUCGUCGAACACACAUACUACGGUACUCCUGUCGUGGAUCCAGGGUUCUUUGACUGGAAAGCGGGCGUCCCGUUUGAGCUGGCGGUGUGUAGCAUCUUCGUGGUGGAGGACGGCAAGCUCGCGGAAUGGAGCGACUUUGGGUGA